Lichtheimia ornata is the source of this 1065-nucleotide messenger RNA. RefSeq lists its product as uncharacterized. Lineage: Eukaryota; Fungi; Mucoromycota; Mucoromycetes; Mucorales; Lichtheimiaceae. Gene Ontology annotation, molecular function: transmembrane transporter activity. Gene Ontology annotation, biological process: transmembrane transport. The transcript has 3 exons. The record is from RefSeq and is a predicted model, not a curated record. Gene Ontology annotation, cellular component: fungal-type vacuole membrane. Bases 1 to 1065 code for a protein of 354 amino acids.
AUGACAGAGCUAAGCUGGAUCGGUUCUUUGGCGGUGUGUUUUGGACAUGCUACAGGACCCUUCUAUGCGUGGACAAGCUCAAAAUUGGAUGAUCGAUACGCUAUUGUUAUUGGGGGUUUGGUCAUAGCAGUGUCAAUGAUGCUUGCCAGCAUUACACAUGAGAUUUGGCAGCUAUGGAUAACUCAGGGUUUGUUGAGUGGUCUUGGAAUGUCAAUGGUUCAUUAUCCUUGCAUUAACCAAACCAUGACAUGGUUUGCGAAACGUCGUGGUUUAGCAGUCGGCUGCUGUAUGUCAGGCAUUGGAUUUUCUUCUAUUGCAUACUCCAACAUUGCAACUGCAUGUUUUCAAACUUUGGGCUAUCGUUGGGCCCUUCGUAUUCUUGGAUUCAUUGAGCUGGUGUUGUGCGGUAUAGCAGCAGCACUAUGCACCAAGCUCAAUCCACAGUCAAAAGCGGUUCCUUUCCUUGAUUUUUCAGUGUUCAAGAAUAAGAAGUAUGUGAUUUUAGUCCCUGUGCACUUUAUUGGUGCAUUCGCUUUCUACAUCCCCGAAGGUUUCAUUGCUCCAUAUGCCAAAAGCAUCGGCAUCGAUCCAUGGAAUAUCGCAAACAUCACUGGGUCUAUGGUUAUCUUUGCUUCGGUUGGCUCAAUUAUCCUCAACUUUGUGGCAGAUCAUCUGGGUCGCUUCAACAUGGCGGUAUUCUCAGGGUUGUUAUGUGUCAUCAUCCAGCUAUCAGUAUGGUUCACCGCAACAACAGCAGCAAGCUUUUGGGCUUUCGCUAUACUAUACGGCAUGGUAAUAGGGUCAUUUGGAACUCUGAUCAUUGCCGUUAUCGUCGAUUGCGUAGGCGUCGAACGUUCCGAAAUCGGUGUUGGUUGGAUCCUCUUCACUGGGAGCUUUGGUGGUUUACUUGGCCAGCCUUUCGCCUCUAUGAUUAUUAAUCGGACCAAUGUGCCCAACUACCAAACGGCCAUUGUCUUCGCUGCUUCUAUUUGCUUCUUUGUUACAUGCUUGAUGAUGGUGCUUAGGAUCAUGGUUGGUGGUUGGUCAAUAUUGAAAAAGGUGUGA